Messenger RNA from Penicillium lagena, 1611 nucleotides. Its product is annotated as sugar porter family MFS transporter. Lineage: Eukaryota; Fungi; Ascomycota; Eurotiomycetes; Eurotiales; Aspergillaceae. The transcript has 8 exons. The record is from RefSeq and is a predicted model, not a curated record. Gene Ontology annotation, cellular component: membrane. The coding region runs from base 1 to 1611 and encodes 536 amino acids. Gene Ontology annotation, biological process: carbohydrate transport; transmembrane transport. Gene Ontology annotation, molecular function: carbohydrate:proton symporter activity.
AUGAUCGACCGUACCGGGCUGAGUUGGCUCCGAGGGCCUUCCUUGGUCGUGGCCAUCACGACCGUGUGCUCUUCGGCCUUUCUGUUGUUCGGAUAUGACCAGGGAGUUAUGUCCGGCGUCGUCAUAUCUAAGUAUUGGCUGGCCGAGAUGGGCCACCCUAGCACCGUCAUGACCGGCACCAUCACCGCUCUCUACGACGUUGGAGCUGUGUUUGGCGCUAUAUCUGCUGCCUUCACUGCUGAGCGCUUCGGACGAAAGCGCUCGUUGAUUGUCGGGGCCUCGUUGAUCAUUAUUGGCACUGCCUUAAUGGGCGGCUGCGUAGAACGAAUCUUAAUGAUGGUGGGCAGAGUAUUUACGGGGCUAGGAAUUGGAUAUCUGACCUCCGUAGCUCCGGUCUACCAAAGUGAGAUCUGCCUGCCUAGUCAACGUGGUUGGCAUUUGUGCUGUCAGCUCACCACCAUGCUAUUUGGGCUAAUGCUGGCGUACUGGAUCAAUUAUGCCUUUUACUACCAUCCUGGACAGAUUCAAUGGCGAUUCCCAUUGGUGUUCCAGGCGGUUUUUGCCCUCUAUAUCCUCAUCAUUGCCCCAUUCCUACCUGAUACACCUCGGUGGCUCUUAUUGCAUGAGAGCAGUCCUGACCGAGGCGCGCUAGUGUUGUCCAAGUUGCGGAAUAAGUCUAUAGAUGACCCACUAGUGCAGAAGGAGAAGGAUGAAAUCCUCGCUGCCCUCAAUAUCGAGGCUGAGGAGGAAGGAGGUUGGAAGUCGCUUUUCUCUGAUGGAGGAUGCGCAGCCAACAAACGGUUUUACCUCGCACUCGGGAUUCAGUUUAUGCAGCAGACAUCCGGAAUCAAUAUCGUUAGCUACUACGCUCCUACCUUGUUUGAGCAGAAUCUGGGGAUGUCACAGUCGAGGGCUUUGUUUAUCGGCUGCUUCCUUCAGGUGUGGUAUAUUCUCGCCUCAUUUCUCACAUGGUAUAUGAUUGAUGCGGUCGGCCGCCGGCGCCUAUUUAUCAUUAUGGCACUUGGGAUGUGCGUUGUCUUAGUAUGCGAGGCCAUUACUGUGGCUAUUGGAGGCAAUGCAGCAGGCAUUGCAGCAGUGUUCUUUGUUUUUGCUUUCGAGGGCUGUUUUACCUGGGGCUGGAUGGCAACGGUGUGGGUAUAUCCAGCAGAGAUUCUCCCGCUCAAGAUCCGGGCUAAGGGCGCUGCCUUGGCCGCAGCGGCGGACUUCCUUGGAAACUUCAUUGUGGUCGAAAUUACGCCCCCGGCCCUCCAAAAUAUCGGCUACAAGACCUAUAUCAUCUUCGCUGUCUUCAACCUCGUUGCCGCCUUUAUCGUGUACUGCUUCUACCCGGAGACCUCAUAUCUGAAUUUGGAGUCGGUGGACCUACUCUUUCUGCCAGACCCAGACCGGGACCAGGAAAUUGAGGCUAAGCAACGUUUUUACCACAAAGCCAUCCAGUGGAAUGUGGUCCCGAGGGCGCGCAUGGCGGUCAACGAGGCCAAGGCGCGCAAGAGGGCUGGGCUGGCCCUGGCGAUGGGUGAUGUGGAGCGGCAUGAGGCCCCGUCUGACGUAAAGAGGGAUGUCGAUCCGGAGCAUGUUGAGUACAACUGA